This is a messenger RNA of Plasmodium vivax (malaria parasite P. vivax), 972 nucleotides long. RefSeq lists its product as hypothetical. The record is from RefSeq and is a predicted model, not a curated record. Gene Ontology annotation, molecular function: DNA binding. The transcript has a single exon. Bases 1 to 972 code for a protein of 323 amino acids. NCBI's taxonomy places the organism in Eukaryota, Apicomplexa, Aconoidasida, Haemosporida, Plasmodiidae. Gene Ontology annotation, biological process: regulation of DNA-templated transcription.
AUGCAGGGGAGCUACCUAAAGAAGCGGCUGCGCGCCAAUGUGCAGGCAAAGCUGUACAGCAGCUUCAUUCCUGGGCCUUUGAGCAGAGGAAAAGGGGAAGUUCCCCACCCCAUAUACAGAACCCAUGAAAGCAGCACAGACUUGACCAAACUGACCCAAAGGAGUACCUACAACACAUACAAAAAUAGGGUGUUCACCCCAGGGAUGUACGGUAAUGUGCCCCCCAAUUAUAUGAACAUGCAAAUGAACAGCCAUGAAAAUAACGCGAGUGGCUCGCCAAACGGGAUGAGUUUUAAUUACGAAAAUCAGCCGAACAGUUAUCACCCGAUGAAGUACAACUAUGGAGUGAAUGCCGAAGGUGUGGACAACCCGGCCAUGGCCACUUCCGCCUCUGCCGCUGCUUCUGCUGCCACCGCCAACACGACGUACCAAUACUUUAGCAUUUUUGGCAGCUCGGCCAUGUGCCUAAUAAAGCCAAUAUACCCAGACUACAUCGUUAAUAAAAACAAAGUGACCAUCUAUGGAAAGGGGGGGUUCCAAUUUGUCUUCAUGAAAAAACACAGCAACUCGAAUAGGUACGACAAAGGCAACAAAAUGAGCAUAAUACUCAAAAUCAACAGUUUGGCCCAUUUGCUCUCCCUCAAGGACGCGGAGAAGAUAAAGACGCCCAUAUGUGUCAAGGGCAGCAACAACAACUGCCUAAUAAUCGAUAGGCACAAGGAGAAGAAGGACCACAUAGUGAUACGUUACAAGUACCAGCCGUCUGCCGCCAACCCGGAUGGCAACUUGGGAGAAGUGAAUAGCCUCGAUGUGGAAGUUAACCAGAGUCUCCAGAUUAACAACUUGAGUGACGAGAAGAAGAACAAUUUUGAGGAACUCCAUGUCAGCUCUCCCUUUUCCGAAUUUCUGCUUUUUCAGAAGGCAGCCAAUUUGUUGCUCCCGCAGUUGCUCGGCUGGGCCAGGCAGCACUGA